Molecule: messenger RNA, 2834 nt
Organism: Anolis carolinensis (green anole)
Lineage: Eukaryota; Metazoa; Chordata; Lepidosauria; Squamata; Anolidae
Gene: gab3
Product: GRB2 associated binding protein 3
Exons: 10
Coding region: 186-1982 (598 amino acids)
Biological process (GO): signal transduction
Cellular component (GO): cytoplasm
Molecular function (GO): signaling adaptor activity
Source: RefSeq, a predicted model, not a curated record
GCGUGGGCUGUGCGCGCUGCGUGUCGGCGGGCGCGCGAGUGUGCGAGCGGGCGAGCGUGUGGAUGGGAGCGCGGAGAGGGUCCGCCCGCCUCUCCCUCCGGAGGAGAAGGCUGGCCUCGUGAGCGGAGCCCACCCUCGGAGCGGAGCCCACGGCAGGAGAGGGGCUCUCGGGUGGGGCGCCCAAGAUGAGCGGCGGGCACGUCGUCUGCACCGGGUGGCUCAUCAAGUCCCCCCCGGAGAAGAAGCUCAAGAGAUACGCUUGGCGGAAGCGUUGGUUCGUGUUGCGCCAAGGCCGCAUGAGCGGCAACCCCGAUGUGCUGGAGUACUACCGGAACAGCCAUUCCAAGAAGCCCAUCCGGGUGAUCGACCUGAACGAGUGCGAGGUGGUGAAGCACUCGGGACUGAAUUUCAUCAAGAAGGAGUUCCAGAACAAUUUCGUCUUUGUUGUGAAGACGGCGUACCGCACCUUCUAUCUGGUGGCCAAGUCUGAGGAGGAGAUGCAAGCAUGGGUCCACCACAUCACCCAAAUCUGCAACUUCGGACAUUUGGAAGAUGGUACAGAUUCGGGGGACAGCUUGUCACACACCACUUCCUCACCGCAGCCCUCGCCGGCCACUUCGGCCCACGCCUUGAGGACCGCGGAGACCUCUUCUUCGGUCGACCAGCCCACCAGCGAUGCCUCUGCUGCUGAGGAGACGGCCAGCGAGUCGGAGUCCGUCUUCCUCCCAGACUAUCUCUUCCUAUCCAACUGUGAGACAGGGAAACUCAGCCAUGUCAGAUGCCACAGCUGGUCCAAUUCCGACCGGUCCCUUGAGCAGACCUCAUCCGACGAUGUCUUUGUUGACUUUGUGGCUUCCCAGCCCUCCCUCUUCCUACAGUCCUCGGGUGGCCCAUUGCAGGAGAUCCUCUCGCCAACAUGCCAAGGGCUCCUUCCUAGGAACCCAGACUCAAGUGGGCCUCCUUCUAGCGAUUUCUCCUCAUCCUCUCCAUUAUCAGGACCUCCCUUGACACCAACCUUCCUGGUUGAUAAAAGCCAGAACACUCUUUCUUUGGGUGUCGUUGAACUGGACGUUUUGGCCAAUACGCCGCCGCCACGGCCUCCGAAGCCAACGCACCUCUCUGACAGAAGGGCCGAGGAGCAACCUUUUGGGGGCCUUCAAAAUGGACAUUCUGGGAUCUCUAGCAGUCAAAGGGUUGUGGUGCCAAGACGGAUCUCCAUGUCUGGCUUAGAUUCCAUGAGGAAUUGGAGAGUUGACAUGGAUGAAAGUUCCUUAAGAAGCAGGGAUAAGAGGCUUAGCUUGAAUUUGCCAUGUCGGUUUAGCCCGCUCUAUUCCAGCACUUCAAACAGUUCCGAGGACAGUUACGUGCCCAUGCACCCCAGUGCCUCCCCUCCCCUCCCCGGUUCUGACUGCACACCGGACGGCUACAUUCCCAUGAGUCCAGGAUCAACGGCGUUUGCUGUCUCCACCGUAAACACCGAAAAGCUCCCCAGCCCUCUGCCUGAACUUCCCACUGAUCUGGAACCACCUCCGGUGAACCGGGACCUCAAACCUCGCCGUAAAUUCCGACCGCCUCCACUGGACCUGCGAAAUCUGUCCACCAUCCGAGAACAUGCUGCCUUAACCAGGACAUGGACCGUGCCUUACAAUCGGACGAGCUUUAUCUCUCCAGAAAGAGACUGCAUUUAUUCGGCCAAAGUAUUUGCCAGUUCCAUUUCCGGAGAAGAGGAAGAGAGUUACAUUCAAAUGGAGCACCAGCAAGCAACUUCGCCAUAUAACGGAGCGUUGUUCCAAUGGCCAAAGAAGUUUAACGUUGACUACUUAGCGCUGGAUUUUAAUUCUGCUUCUCCGUCACCUGUACAAAAGAAACCUUUCCUCUCGGAAGAACAGCGGGUGGAUUAUGUCCAGGUGGACGAACAACGAACUCAGGCUCUCCAGAGCACGAAGCAGGAAUGGACGGACGAGCGGCAGUCCAAGGUCUGAAGGGGACAUGCACACCUUGCUUGGUGAAGCAUAAUUUUGCACAUGGAAAUCCAGGUCAUUGGGACAGUCCAGUGGCAAUGGCAAGAAAGCUGAAGUGUUGCCUUCUUUCGGGCACCGAAAAAGGACCAGCUCAUCACUUUGCCACAUUAACACCUUUCCAAGACGGACCCGUGGUACCUUUAAGACUUGAAUCUGGGUGCCUUGGAACACUUAAUGGGAACCAAAUACUUGUUGUGUCACACUGUAAUGAAAGAAUGAAAUAUAUCCUUGCUAUUUAACAGAUGCUGCCUUGACCGUAGCAUCUGGUACUGACAGGAAGUGGAAGAAUAAGGGCUAAACCUUUGGGGUAAUGUGAAAUCAAGUUUUGUCAAAGGGUGGGAUAUCCCUUGAUAUGAAGCGUGUCGGCUUCAAUGCCAUAUUGGACCAUGUAAAUAGGACUUCGCACUGUGGCCGUUUCAAAAUCCCUCAUUUUCGUCCUUGGCUUCUUCAUAGCAACUGUCACAAUGAGUGGGAGCCAUCUUCACUGUCCCAUUUGUAUUUCAACGUACGCCCAAGUUUUUGCCUUCGAAAGGAAACAAAGGAAGGUGGGAAAUAACCAGUGAGUCUUAGCAAGGCUGGCAUUGCCUGCUCAGCAGGGCAGGAAGCACCGCAGCCAUUCAUAAGGACGGUCUCCCAGUUUCUGGAUCUCGGUAAACAAGCUUCCAAUGGAUCCCAGUCCUUGGAAAUCCCACUGCCAAGCCCUGUGUGGCUGAAGCUAUGAAAUGACUGGAAUAAAGUUGACCCAACCCUCUUAGCACAAAGAUCUUUUACUUCAUAUUUAGCCUCCUUUCAAUAAAAGAAGUGAAGAUGUAA